UACUUUUUAAUUGGCUCCUUCAUUUUCGCUAAAUUGAUUUAUCAACUUUUAAUACCUUUUAAGACCCCCCGGGGACACCCUGUAAGAUCUGGUAGGAUGUACAUAUAUACAGAUAUGUGAGCAGGAUAGAUAUGUUAAAUAUAUAUAUACAUAUUAAAAACCCAUAUCGUAUUUUUCCAAGAGUAGACCGGAGUAGACGUGAUAUAUGUUAAGAGUAGUUGGCUUUUCAAAGUAGUUCACAAACAAACAAAAACACGAAUAUUCUAGAAAUAAUGUUAAAGUAAAAGCUAGUAUAACAAAUAAGGAAGAUAAUGUUUAUUGAAAAUGUAUUCUAGAUGUAUGAAAAACGAAAAACGUGCGCAGUAAAUCUACAUGUAUGCGUUUGAUGCUUUUAUUUUGAAGGCAGCGAGAAAGUGAGCUCGUCCAAUCAGAGGCGAGAGAUCCAGGAAGGAAGUAGUGUUGUGCAUUAACAUGAAAAUAACUUCCUUAUAUUUCACUACAUGUGUUUCCUCCACAAAUAACCGUUUUCUUACACUGCAACGCGAAAACUAUCGCAGAGGAAGAAGAUUUAAAGAUGGGUUACAUGAUGGUAGAAGAGCACAGCGCCACGCUGCUCCACCUGAAGAGAUCUCCAGGCCUGCGCUCCUGGUCUCUGCUCGUUGGUAUAGCAUCUGUUGGGUUGGCGGCUGCAUACUACAGCUCAGACAGCAUGUUGUGGAAGCUCUUCUACGUGACGGGCUGUCUGUUUGUGGCCAUGCAGAACAUGGAGGAGUGGGAGGAGGCCGUGUUCGACAAAACCAAAAACCUGAUCGAGCUCAAGACCUUCAGUCUGUACGCUUUAGUGCUGACGCUGUGGAGGAAAGGCCACGAGAAAAUUGUGCUGGAUCUGACCCAGCUGUGUGACGUCUGCGUUCAGGAGGAGAAGGUCAGAUAUCUGGGGAAGGGAUACCUGCUGAUGCUGAGGCUGGCUGCAGGGUUCUCCUACCCCCUCACCCAGAGCGCCAUGCUGGGGGGGCGCAGUGAUGUGGAGGCGUUGGCUGCUUUGUUGAAACGUUUCCUGGGUCUGGAGGAGCUGCAGCAGCGCAGGGAGAAAGAGGAGAUGGCUCAGUAUGCAGAAGAGGAGGAAGAGGAGGAUUCUCUGGAUAACAGCAGUGAUUCAGAGGAAGAAGCAGAAAAACUCUGAUCUCUCUGAACGCAUCACAGAGGGUCCAGGUUUACUGAUACUGUUAGCAUGAGCAUGAAACAUCUAGCCUCUUCCAGGUUUUGUUUUUUGAUACGUCAGGUGGGAUAACGGCAGCUUUAGGAGGCUAGAGUAAAAUAUUUAAAUGACAUUUUUCAUGUGACUGGGACGGCAACACUAUCAAAUUGAAGUACACUAUGCCAUUUUUUGUAUGGUGUCAUAGCUGAUCAUGGAAGUUCAUUGUUGCAAUCAGAUUCUCCUGGUUAGGAUUAUUUCGUUUUUCAUCGUUCAGGAGGUUUUUAACAGAAGCCAAAUUAUCCACAGAGGUCUCCUUACAAAAAAGCACUCCUCUUGUUAAAAACUGAUGAAAACUCCUGAAUAAAUCAAGUUCCUCGUUAAAAAUCACUGUUUCCUUGGUAGACACUGGGCAGAAGCUACUGCUAAUGUCUGCUCUGCUUGUUUAUCCGAUCAUUUAAAAUCCAGAUGUUUGAUCAAUAAAGUAUUAAGGACGAUUUUAAUUGAAGCCGAACAAUCCACUGAGGUCUUCUCCUCUCCAAAACAAACACAUGUAUUGAGUAACACCCCUUCAUACACUGAAUAAAUCAGUUUUACGUUAAAAUCAGUGUUUCUCCAACACUGUUUGGAUGGUAGCAAUAGCAUCCAAACAGAUUACAUACAGAUUAAAAGGAACAUUUGACCUGCAGCAGAAUUAUCUACAGAGGUGUCCUCUUCUUUGAAACAAACAUUAAUUCAUUAAAACCGAUAAAUACACUGAAUAAAGCAGUUUUACUUUUAAAAACCAGUGUUUCUCCAAUGCUAUUUGGAUGCUAGCUUAAGGCUAACGUUAGCUCAGCUUGUUUCUUUGGUAAUUUAAGGUCCAGAUGUCCGAUUACUAAAUUAUUUCAUCAGGUUAAAGAGGUAAAAAACAUCCUACUGAAUAUACCAAAAGUGUAUGCUAAAAAUAUGGCUUAAAAUUGUAUAAAAAGUCAAUUUAUGACAGCUUCUGGAAAACGCUGACUCAUGCUAAAUCCUAACGUUUGCUCAGCUUGUUUCUUUGGUAAUUUAAGGUCCAGGUGUCUGUUUACUAAAAUAUAUUUCACCUGGUUAAAAAAUAGAGUUAAAACCCAUCAAUAUACAAAAUGUAUGCUGAAAAUGUGACUUAAAACUAUAAAAAGUCAAUUCAUGACAGCUUCUGGUAGACAACGCUGACUCAUGCUAAUGUGACGCCUUAACAGGAGAAAUGACACAUUUCCCUGAAUAUACACAUCUCAAAUAAAUAUAUAACAUAGGUCUUGUUUUAAGAAAUGUAAUGUGGAAAUGUUACAUAUUAGACCCUUUUUUAAAUGUGUUGUCAUCCAUAGUUGUGUCAAACCUUCGAACAAUUUUACGAAAUAUGUAAAAACGUUCUUUCUCAGUAAAUGAAGAUAACUUAGCUUUUUGAUCUAAUUACUGUUUGGGAAUACACUCCAGAUUAACUGUGCCUUCCUACUGAACUCUAAUGAGUGUUUAUGGGUGUGAAUGAAAAGUGCUUUGUCUCAAGAGUGUUGUGGGACCACCCAGGUAAUAAUCACCUUUAGCAUGUUGAGAUGAACGUAUAGCAAACUGUAAUCAAGCAGGAGUGAUUUUCAUGGCUCAAUUCAGUGUUAAGUGAAAUGCUUUGACUUAUGGUAGUUUUUCUGUUCUUUUUUUAAUACCAAAGACUGAAUCUCAGGCAAACUAUACCCGUUGUUUCUGUAGGCUAUUGUGUAUAAAAUGGUGUCUGUAGUUCUUAAUAACUUCUUAAUGUCGAAUUGUUAAAUUUCGACCUUUUUCCCCCAGACUUUACCGUUACUUUAGAUUAAUGCCAGUGUCUUCUGUUCUCUUAGAAAGAAAAUGAGAAUUGUGAUUGUUGAUUUAUUAGUCUUUGUUUAUUUUGAUGUUUUGGAAGGAAUUAUAUAAAAAUGAUUUUAUAACUAAA
Gymnodraco acuticeps is the source of this 3137-nucleotide messenger RNA. Its product is annotated as cytochrome b-245 chaperone 1 homolog. NCBI's taxonomy places the organism in Eukaryota, Metazoa, Chordata, Actinopteri, Perciformes, Bathydraconidae. The coding region runs from base 575 to 1183 and encodes 202 amino acids. The record is from RefSeq and is a predicted model, not a curated record. The transcript is spliced from 6 exons.